Nicotiana tabacum (common tobacco) is the source of this 3500-nucleotide messenger RNA. The record is from RefSeq and is a predicted model, not a curated record. NCBI's taxonomy places the organism in Eukaryota, Viridiplantae, Streptophyta, Magnoliopsida, Solanales, Solanaceae.
AAUUCGAGAAUAAAAGAUCCAACGGUCCUAAGAGUCUCAAACACGUCAACUCAAUUUUACACACUGUCACUCGUAACUCAGUAAUCGGAAACUCGUAACGCGGAUCAGCUAAACCUUAACAGAUCACACAACACGAAAACUCAGUGCAAAAUCUUCGUUACAAUCGCCGGCGGGCAGAUCGGAGAACGAAAAUGUUGCCGCCGGAGCUCCAUCCGCGGACGUUCCGUCCGUACAUAUCAGCCUCAACUAGUGCGCCUUCUCUCUCCACCUCCUUCGACGGCGUUUACAGUCCCGAACGAAACCCUAACGGUGGUAGCAGCAGCAGCUCCCUCAACAGUAGAUCUCUACGAAACUCUCGAUUCUCGCCGUCGGCGUUCGUUCACAACGCUCGAAUCGCUGUUGCGUUAGUUCCUUGCGCCGCUUUCCUUCUUGACCUUGGCGGCACUCCCGUCGUCGCUACGCUCACAUUGGGUCUUAUGAUAGCUUACAUCCUCGAUUCACUCAACUUCAAGUCCGGUUCGUUUUUCGCCGUCUGGUUUUCACUCAUCGCCUCUCAAUUUGCUUUCUUCUUCAGCGCAUCACUGUUCGGAACUUUCAAUUCGAUCAUUCUCGGCCUAUUCGCUGUAUCAGUUUGUAGUUUAGCGAAUUUCUUAAUCGGUGUGUGGGUAUCGCUUCAGUUCAAGUGGAUUCAAAUUGAAUAUCCGACGAUUGUGCUUGCACUCGAGCGGCUAUUGUUCGCUUGUUGUCCGAUUAUUGCUUCUACAGUUUUUACCUGGGCAACAGUCUCUGCAGUUGGUAUGGUUAAUGCUGCUUAUUAUCUUAUGGUGUUUAACUGCAUUUUCUAUUGGCUUUUUGCGGUGCCUCGUUUAUCGUCGUUUAAACUGAAGCAAGAAGUGAGUUACCACGGUGGUAGGGUUCCAGAUGACAAUUUUAUCCUUGGGCAGCUUGAGAGUUGUGUACAUACGUUGAAUCUCUUGUUUUUCCCUCUUUUGUUUCAUAUUGCAUCGCAUUACACAGUUAUAUUUGUAUCUGCGGCUUCUAUUUGUGAUCUGUUUCUGCUUUUCUUCAUUCCUUUCUUGUUUCAACUGUAUGCCUCGACGAGAGGGGGGUUAUGGUGGGUGACGAAGAAUGAGCAUCAGUUGCAGAGCAUUCGCGUGGUGAAUGGAGCUAUUGCUUUGUUUGUUGUUGUCAUUUGCUUGGAGGUUAGGGUUGUGUUCCAUUCGUUUGGACGAUACAUUCAAGUUCCACCGCCGUUGAAUUACCUGCUUGUCACUAUAACUAUGCUGGGAGGGGCAGCUGCAGCUGGUGCUUAUGCUCUUGGUAUGGUUUCUGAUGCUUUUAGCUCACUAGGAUUCACUGCUUCAGCUGUCAUUGUAAGUUCUGCUGGCGCGAUCGUGGUGGGAUUUCCUGUUCUGUUUGUUCCACUCCCAGCAGUAGCAGGAUUUUAUUUGGCUCGUUUCUUCACGAGGAAGAGUGUCUCGUCAUACUUUGCUUUUGUUGUGCUUGGAAGCUUGAUGGUUAUAUGGUUCGUAAUGCACAAUUACUGGGAUCUAAACAUUUGGAUGUCGGGCAUGCCUUUAAAAUCCUUCUGCAAGCUCAUUGUUGGUAGUGUUAUCCUAGCAAUGGCCAUUCCUGGUUUAGCUAUUCUCCCAGCGCAAUUUCGCUUUCUGACCGAGAUUGGUUUGAUUGGCCAUGCUUUGCUGCUAUGCUAUAUUGAAAAUCGUUUCUUUAGUUACUCUAGCAUUUACUAUUAUGGGUUGGAGGAUGAUGUGAUGUACCCAAGUUAUAUGGUAGUCAUAUCUUGCAGGGAUAAGUCAAGAACUGCCUCAAAAAUGAAACCUUGGCAAGGUUAUGCUCAUGCUGCUGUUGUUGCUUUAUCAGUUUGGUUCUGUCGUGAAACAGUAUUUGAAGCUCUUCAAUGGUGGCAUGGUAGACCUCCUUCUGAUGGUUUGCUUUUAGGCUCCUGCUUGCUCUUGACGGGAUUGGCUUGCGUCCCGAUUGUUGCACUUCACUUUUCACAUGUUAUGUCUGCAAAGAGAUGCUUGGUGCUGGUGGUUGCAACAGGUUUGUUGUUUAUCCUAAUGCAGCCGCCAAUCCCCUUGUCAUGGACUUACCACUCGGACGUAAUCAAAGCUGCUCGUCAAUCUGCUGAUGACAUUUCUAUUUAUGGCUUCUUUGCAUCAAAGCCUACGUGGCCCUCAUGGUUGCUUAUUGUUGCAAUUCUGCUCACCCUGGCAUCUGUUACUUCCACCAUCCCCAUUAAAUACGUCGUUGAAUUGAGGACAUUUUAUGCCAUUGCUAUAGGCAUUUCUCUUGGAAUUUACAUAUCAGCAGAAUAUUUUCUCCAGGCUGCAAUCCUCCAUGUUCUCAUUGUUGUCACCAUGGUCUGUACUUCAGUAUUUGUUGUUUUCACUCACUUCCCAUCUGCUUCAAGCACAAAGCUUCUGCCAUGGGUAUUUGCACUUCUUGUGGCUCUCUUUCCCGUGACAUAUUUGUUGGAGGGCCAGGUCAGAAUAAACAAAACCAUCCUUGGAGAUAGUGCGGUGCAAGAUAUGGGAGAAGAAGACAGCAAACUGGCAACCCUUCUGGCCGUUGAAGGUGCAAGGACUUCCCUUCUUGGCUUAUAUGCUGCAAUCUUUAUGCUUAUUGCACUUGAAGUGAAGUUUGAGCUAGCUUCGCUGCUGCGAGAAAAGGUAGUAGAUAGGGGUGGAGUUAGACACAGCCAUUCAGGUCAAAGUAGCUCUAGUACUGUUCCCCAGAGAUUAAGGUUCAUGCAGCAACGCAAAGCCUCUGCUGUUCCAACCUUUACAAUCAAGAGAAUGGCUGCUGAGGGUGCCUGGAUGCCUGCCGUUGGUAAUGUUGCUACGAUCAUGUGUUUUGCUAUAUGCCUGAUCUUGAAUGUCAAUCUCACUGGUGGCUCAAACCGUGCUAUUUUCUUCUUGGCACCUAUCCUGCUGCUGCUUAAUCAGGAUUCUGAUUUUGUUGCGGGUUUCGGGGACAAGCAAAGGUACUUCCCUGUUGUUGUUGUUAUCUCUGCCUACUUGGUGUUAACCACCCUGUAUAGCAUAUGGGAAAAUGUAUGGCACGGGAAUGCAGGGUGGGGAUUAGAUGUAGGAGGUCCAGAUUGGUUUUUCGCAGUCAAGAAUUUGGCACUUCUCAUUCUAACAUUCCCAAGCCACAUCCUUUUUAAUCGCUUCGUGUGGAGCUACACAAAACAGGCUGAAUCUAUGCCGUUGCUGACAAUACCUCUUAAUUUGCCAUCAGUUUUGAUGACGGACAUUAUCAAGGUUAAGAUAUUGGGACUCCUUGGAGUUAUAUAUUCUUUAGCCCAGUAUCUGAUCUCUAGACAACAAUAUAUUUCAGGAUUGAAGUACAUUUAGUCGAACACAAAAAUUUUGUACUAUAUGUUUUAGCAAUUUUCAAGUGAGGAAUGAAAUUAAAGAUUUUCUUGCCAUUGAAAAUUGUUCUGUUAUUUAUGGAUUUUAUGCGCCCUUGGUUUC